AUGAUGGGUCUGGAUGUUCGCGGUGUUGAGGUUUUAAGCCGGCAGCCACCGGGUCCGAUUGCCACCGGGCAUUUGGUGUAUAGGUGUUGGUGUAAGGAGUUCGAUAAUGGUAUGACAUCAGCGGGUUCUGUUGCAUCGAGUAAACUGGUUUCGUAUAACAUUAUUAUGAAGAUUUAUAAGAUACUGAUAUAG
Messenger RNA from Debaryomyces hansenii CBS767, 192 nucleotides. Its product is annotated as DEHA2A01386p. The record is from RefSeq and is a predicted model, not a curated record. Lineage: Eukaryota; Fungi; Ascomycota; Pichiomycetes; Serinales; Debaryomycetaceae. Bases 1 to 192 code for a protein of 63 amino acids. The transcript has a single exon.